Molecule: messenger RNA, 10226 nt
Organism: Xyrauchen texanus (razorback sucker)
Lineage: Eukaryota; Metazoa; Chordata; Actinopteri; Cypriniformes; Catostomidae
Gene: celsr1b
Product: cadherin EGF LAG seven-pass G-type receptor 1b
Exons: 35
Coding region: 1-9012 (3003 amino acids)
Biological process (GO): G protein-coupled receptor signaling pathway; cell surface receptor signaling pathway; homophilic cell-cell adhesion
Cellular component (GO): plasma membrane
Molecular function (GO): G protein-coupled receptor activity; calcium ion binding
Source: RefSeq, a predicted model, not a curated record
AUGGAAUUACCAAUUAUAUGGAUAUGGUUUGGAUUACUUAUUCAUGUCCCACUGGCUGGGUGCUUAGAUUUACACCUAUCGGAAACCCAACAACCUGGUGCAACUCUAGCAAAUGUAUCCAUUGGACCAGAAUGGAUGUACAGAAUCGAUAGAAAUCUCACGCCGAAGUUUUUCAGACACUUUCUGAAGAUCGAGAAAAGUGAUGGGGUGCUCUCGCUCGCGCGCAAAGUGGACUGCACGCGUUUACCGAGAAAUCCCGUGCCACUGUAUUUGCGGAUUAAAUCACUGCUUUCGGAAAACUUCAUACUGCUUCAUUUCAAUACAUUCAUGCAUGGCCAGAACUGCUUUAUCAAAUACAAGAGAAAACAUCUAAAGCCAGAUAUUUACAUGCAUCUUCUGUCAGGAUACGAGACAUGCUUUUCUUUGGACACCUUACCUAUAACUAUUUACAAUCAUUUACCCAUGUUUAUGCGGAAUUCCCAAAUAUUUCUUGGUCGGUGUGUGGAGAAAUACAAGCACCAAGUGGGUUCACACGUCUGUCUGCGUCAUAAAGAGCAAAAUAAUGCGGAUUUGCUUUGUUUAAUGCCUAACUCGCAUAAUAAUUCGUUAUUUGUGGAUAUAAAAGUACAUUUAAGGAAAAAACACAGUCAUAGUAAACAGUGGUCUUUGGACCCGGGGGCUAAACGUCAAAAACGAAACGUGAACUCGGCUCCUCAGUUUCAGCUGCCAAACUACCAAGUGUCAGUGCCCGAGAACGAGCCCUCGGGGACGCGCGUGAUAACGCUCAAAGCCUUUGACACCGACGAUGGAGAUGCUGGUGUCAUCGAAUACGACAUGGAAGCUCUUUUUGACAGUAGAUCUAACCAUUUAUUUCAAAUUUACCCCGAGACGGGCGGUAUAACCACUCUCCAGCCGUUAGAUAGGGAACUUAAAGACACUCACGUGUUUAAAGUAACCGCCACUGAUCGAGGAACUCCGAGAAGGUCGGCGGUAGCCUAUCUCACAAUAACGGUUAGCGAUACGAAUGACCACGCGCCAGUUUUUGAACAAACCGAGUACAGGGUUAGUAUUCGGGAAAAUGUUGAAGUAGGCUUCGAAGUGAUGACUAUUAGGGCUACAGAUGGAGAUGCGCCCUCCAAUGCCAAUAUGAUUUAUAAGAUUGUCAAUGAUGAUGACGUGAAUACUUGUUUUGAAAUUGAUCCAAGGAAUGGCUUGGUGAAAACCAGAGUCAGACCUGACAGAGAGCUCAAAUCCCAGUACAAGCUUAUAGUUGAAGCCAAUGACCAGGGUAAGGAGCCUGGUCCUCGCACUGCCACUGCCACUGUGCACAUAUUUGUAGAGGAUGAGAAUGAUAACUACCCUCAGUUUAGUGAGAAGAGAUAUGUAGUUCAGGUUCCUGAGAACAUAGCUGUAAACUCACAAGUAGCUGUGGUGAAGGCCACAGACAAAGAUGCUGGAAACAAUGCUAAAGUGCAUUACAGCAUCAUUAGUGGGAAUGUAAAGGGCCAGUUUUACAUGCACUCCCCUACUGGAGUCAUUGAUGUUACUGGCCCUCUCGAUUAUGAGAUGAUAAGGGAGUACACACUACGAGUGAAGGCACAAGACGGGGGGCGGCCGCCUCUUAUCAACGGUACAGGUAUGGUUGUUAUCCAAGUUAUGGAUGUUAAUGAUAACGCCCCCAUGUUUGUCAGUACACCCUUUCAGGCAUCCGUGUUAGAAAAUGUUCCCAUUGGCUACUCUGUGAUACACAUUCAAGCUAUUGAUGCAGAUUCUGGAGACAAUUCUUAUUUGGAAUACAAGCUGACUGACACAUCCCCCAGCUUUCCAUUCAUUAUCAAUAACAACACUGGAUGGAUUACAGUUUGUGCUGAGUUGGACAGAGAAACCACUGCGUUUUAUAGUUUUGGGGUGGAGGCGAGGGACCAUGGAGUUCCAACGAUGUCAUCCUCAGCUAGUGUAACUGUUACAGUAUUGGAUGUAAACGACAACGUCCCCACCUUCACUCAGCACCUGUAUAACCUAAAGGUCAAUGAGGACGCGUUGGUGGGCACCAGUGUGCUUACUGUCACGGCCAUAGACAGGGAUGUAAACAGCGUGGUAACGUACCAGAUAUCUAGCGGAAACACACGGAACAGAUUUGCCAUUACCAGCCAGAGCGGAGGAGGCCUUAUUACUCUAGCACUCCCUCUAGACUACAAGCAAGAGCGCCAAUAUGUCCUAACCAUCACAGCCUCGGAUAGUACGCGGUAUGACACUGCCCAGGUCUUUAUUAAUGUAACUGAUGCCAACACCCAUCGACCUGUGUUUCAAAGUGCGAACUACCAAGUUUUAGUGAGCGAGGACAGGCCUGUUGGCGCCACCGUUGUGGUCAUCAGUGCCACCGAUGAGGACACCGGGGAGAACUCCCGCAUCACAUAUGUAAUGGAGGACAAUGUGCCACAGUUCAAGAUUGAUCCUGACACUGGUGCCAUUACAACUCAGAUUGAAAUCGACUACGAAGAUCAGGCCUCCUACACGCUAGCUAUCAUUGCGCGCGACAAUGGCAUUCCCCAGAAAUCGGACACUACCUACGUGGAGAUCCUAGUUCUUGACGCCAACGACAAUGCACCCCAGUUCCUUAGGGAUAUCUACCAGGGCACUGUGUUUGAAGAUGCACCAGUAUACACCAGUGUCCUUCAGGUAUCUGCUUCAGACAGAGACUCGGGAUCUAACGGUAGACUGAGUUACACCUUCCAUGGUGGGGAUGAUGGUGAGGGUGACUUUUUUAUCGAGCCCUAUUCUGGGAUCAUCAGAACGGCCCGCAAGCUAGACAGGGAAAAUGUUGCAGUCUAUACCCUCAAGGCUUUUGCGGUGGACAAAGGUGUCCCCCCUCUGAAAGCAGACGUGGACAUUCAUGUAUCAGUGCAGGACAUAAAUGACAAUGCACCGGUGUUUGAGAAGGAUGAACUGUAUAUCUACGUUGAGGAAAACAGUGCUGUAGGAUCCACUCUUGCCCGCGUCAGUGCCACAGAUCCAGAUGAAGGCACCAAUGCCCAGAUCCUCUACCAGAUUGUUGAGGGCAAUAUUCCUGAGGUCUUCCAACUUGAUAUUUUCAGUGGAGAUCUGAUUGCCCUUACUGACCUUGAUUAUGAGUCCAAGAUGGAGUAUGUAAUUGUGGUCCAGGCCACUUCCGCCCCACUUGUCAGCCGGGCCACUGUACACGUCCUCCUAGUGGAUGUUAACGACAAUGACCCUGUUCUGCAAAAUUUUGUGAUCAUUUUCAACAACUACAUCACAAAUAAGUCAAGCAGCUUUCCCACUGGAGUUAUUGGGAAGGUUCCUGCUCGUGAUCCAGAUGUGUCCGAUAAGCUACUCUAUACGUUUGUUGAGGGAAAUGAGUUAAGUCUACUCAUUCUCAACCAAGACACAGGGGAGCUUAAGCUGAGCAAAGACCUGGAUAACAACAGGCCUCUUGAGGCCACAAUGAGGUUGACUGUUUCAGAUGGUCUCCACCAGGUCUCAGCCCUCUGUACCCUGCGUAUGACCAUCAUCACAGAUGACAUGCUAACGAACAGCAUCACUGUACGUCUGGAGAACAUGUCUCAGGAGCGUUUCCUCUCUCCUCUGCUCUCGGUCUUUACCGAAGGCGUAGCUGCUGUCCUCUCCACCAGCCCUGAUGGUGUCUUCAUCUUCAACGUCCAAAAUGACACAGACGUUACUGGUAGCAUUCUCAAUGUCACUUUCUCUGCCCUGCUUCCAGGUGGAACUCCAGGACGGUAUUUCCCAUCAGAGGAGCUGCAAGAACAACUGUACCUAAAUCGCACUUUGUUAAAGUUAAUCUCAACUCAGCACGUCCUGCCGUUUGAUGAUAACAUCUGUCUGCGUGAGCCCUGUGAAAACUAUAUGAAGUGUGUAGCUGUUCUAAAGUUUGACAGUACGGCACCCUUCGUGGCAUCCAACACGGUACUUUUUAGGCCCAUACAUCCCAUAAACGGGUUACGGUGUCGAUGUCCUGAUGGUUUUACGGGCGACUACUGUGAGACAGAGGUGGACCUUUGUUACUCAGGGCCUUGUCAGAACAACGGGAAGUGCCGCAGCCGAGAGGGUGGAUACACCUGCGAGUGCCAACAGGAUUUUACAGGUGAGCGCUGUGAGGUGAACUCACGCUCAGGCCGCUGUGUUCCCGGUGUUUGUAAGAAUGGAGGUAGGUGUUUGGAUCUGCUGGUGGGAGGUUUCCUGUGCCAGUGUCCUGAUGGAGAGUACGAGAAGCCUUACUGUGAGAUGACCACACGCAGCUUUCCUGGCCAGUCCUUCAUCACCUUCAGAGGCCUGAGGCAGAGAUUCCACUUCACCCUCUCCUUCAUGUUUGCUACCAGGGAAAGAAAUGCUUUGCUGCUGUAUAAUGGGAGGUUUAAUGAAAGGCAUGAUUUCAUUGCCAUUGAAAUUGUGGAAGAACAAAUACAGCUGACAUUCUCUGCUGGAGAGUCUAAAACCACAGUGGCUCCAUUUGUAGCUGGGGGGAUUAGUGACGGACAAUGGCACACAGUCCAUCUACAUUACUACAACAAGCCCAAUAUUGGCCAUCUUGGCAUCCCUCAUGGCCCCUCUGAGGAAAAGGUUGCCGUAGUUACUGUUGAUGACUGUGAUGUGGCAAUGGCUCUACGUUUCGGGGGGCAGAUUGGGAACUACACCUGUGCAGCUCGCAGUACUCAAACAGGUCAAAAGAAGUCACUGGAUCUCACUGGUCCUCUGCUCCUGGGUGGGGUUCCAAAUCUGCCUGAGGAUUUCCCUGUACAGAACCGAGACUUUGUGGGUUGCAUUAGGAACCUGACCAUCGACAGCAAGCCCAUAGACAUGGCUGACUUCAUCGCACACAACGGCACCUUAGCAGGUUGUGCAGCAAAACGUGACUUUUGUACCAAAGUUGUUUGUCAGAAUGGAGGAGUUUGUGUGAAUAAAUGGAACACCCACAUCUGUAACUGCCCAUUAGGCUAUGGAGGAAAGAAUUGUGAACAUGUAAUGCCUGCCCCCCUGCAUUUCGAUGGCAACGCCCUGGUGUCAUGGAGCGAGACUGAUAUCACCAUUGCCAUCCCCUGGUACAUGGGUCUUAUGUUUCGCACACGAAAGAGUACUGGUGUUCUGUUACAGGCCAGCGCUGGGGAGUUCUCCAAGAUUAAUCUGAUGGUGAACAACAGACAUUUAAGGUUCCAGGUGCUUCUGGGUCUGAGACGGGUGGCGCUUCUGGAUUUCCCUCAGGUCCGUGUUGAAGACGGCAAAUGGCACCAUGUACUUGUCGAGCUCAACAGUGGAAAAGAUGGCAAAGACAUCAAAUACGUGGCUCUCGUCUCUUUGGACUACGGCAUGUUUCAGAGAACAGUGGAGAUUGGCAAUGAGUUGCCUGGGCUUAAACUGAAGAAUCUGUUUAUCGGUGGACUGCUUAAAAAAGACGGCACAGUCCAGGGUGGAUUUACUGGUUGCAUGCAGGGUUUGCGAAUUGGCGAGACCUCUACCAAUACUGCUAACAUUAACAUGCGGCAGGCAGUGAAAAUUCGUGCUAUAGAUGGAUGUAAUAUACCUGAUACAUGUCAGUCCAAUCUGUGCCCAACACACAGUCACUGCAGUGAAAACUGGGCCUCUCAUACAUGUGUCUGUGUACCAGGUUACUUUGGGAGAGAUUGUGUGGAUGCAUGUCUCUUAAAUCCUUGUGAACACACUUCCACCUGUUUGCGCAAACCUGGCACCAAGCAUGGCUACAGCUGUGAGUGUGGACACAAUUACUACGGCCAAUACUGCGAGUACAAAGGGGACCAGCCUUGUGCUCGUGGCUGGUGGGGAUACCCGACCUGUGGGCCCUGUAACUGCGAUGUCAGCAAAGGCUUCAAAAGGGACUGUAAUAAAACCACAGGAGAGUGUAGCUGCAAGGACAAUUACUACCUGCCUCCUGGUGGGGACACUUGCUACCCAUGCGAUUGUUUUCACCUUGGGGCACAUUCCCGAACAUGUGACCAUGUGACUGGUCAGUGUGCCUGUAAGAUGGGUGUGGUGGGCCGCCAGUGCAACCGUUGUGACAACCCCUUCGCAGAGGUGACGGUCGGGGGAUGUGUGGUGAUUUAUGAUGGCUGUCCCAAAGCCUUUAAAGAUGGUAUCUGGUGGCCCAGGACUAUGUUUGAUGGCCCUGCAGCCACUAACUGCCCAAAAGGAUCCAGUGGCACAGCUUUCCGUCAUUGCAGCAAUAAUAAAGGUUGGCUUCCACCAGAGCUCUUCAACUGCACUUCCCUCAGCUUCUCAAAGCUGAAGAAAGAGAGUGAGGAUCUUCAUACUAAUGCUUCUCGAAUGGAUGGAGAAAGAACAAAAAGCCUGGCAGGCCUGCUGCACUCUGCCAUGAGCCACACUGAUCGUCUAUUUGGAAACGACGUGAAGACCGCCUAUCACCUGCUGACCAGUGUCUUAGAACAUGAGAGUUUGCAGCAGGGCUUUGAGCUCACCGCCACUCAUGAUUCAGACUUUAAUGAGAACAUAAUUAAAGCUGGAAGUGCGCUCCUUGACCCGGUCAACAAGGAGCACUGGGAUAAGAUACAGCGCUCUGAUGGGGGAACGGCCCACCUGCUACGUGAUUUUGAAGAGUAUGCCAACACUUUGGUACAGAACAUGAGGAAGACCUACCUUAGAACCUUCACCAUCAUCACUGACAACAUGAUUGUUGCUGUAGAUUAUCUGGACUCUAACACAGACCAGGCUAAGAUCCCGUGCUUUCAGGAGAUCAGGAAGGUGUACUCAGAAGAGCUGGAGUCGUUUAUCAUCUUCCCAAACCUAAUUGCCAUGCCAAAAAAGAGCAAAGAUCUGUUCACCAUGGAGCCCCCAUCCCAGAUUGAAGCAACCAAGUCUUACACUACUGACGAUGAAUCAGAUCUUGUUGAUCCAGCACCAUCCUUGAAGAAAAGACGACGCCAUGCAGAACCAACUGACCCGCCUGCUGUAGUCAUGGUGAUGAUCUACAGGUCUCUGGGUCUACUGCUUCCAGAGAGCUAUGAUCCGGACCGGCGCAGCCUUAGACUGCCCACUCGUCCCGUCAUCAACACCCCUAUAGUGAGUGUGUUGGUCCACAGAGAGGGAGAACCAAUCACUAACCCCCUCCAAAGACCCAUCACUCUAAACUUCAGGCUCCUGGAGAUCCACGAGAGGAGCAAACCUGUGUGUGUCUACUGGAACCACUCCAUCCUGGAUGCUGUUGGAGGUGCCUGGUCUUCUAAAGGCUGUGAGCUGGUCUUCAGGAACUCAACUCACAUCAGCUGUCAGUGUAACCACAUGAGCAGCUUUGCUGUUCUCAUGGACAUCUCCAAACGAGAGCAUGGUGACAUUCUUCCUCUGAAAGUGGUGACUUACACAACAGUGUCUUCCUCUCUGGUGGCCCUCCUUAUCACAUUCCUCCUGUUAGCUAUCCUCCGCAAGCUACGCUCCAACCUACACAGCAUCCACAAGAACCUGGUGGCUGCCAUCUUUCUCUCUGAGCUCAUCUUCCUCACUGGCAUCAACCAGACUGACAGCCCGUUUAUAUGUACAAUAGUGGCCAUUCUGCUACACUAUUCGUACAUGUGCACAUUUGCCUGGAUGUUUGUGGAGGGGCUGCACAUCUAUCGCAUGCUGACUGAGAUGCGUAACAUCAACCAGGGCCACAUGCGCUUCUACUAUGCUAUCGGCUGGGGCAUACCUGCUAUUAUAACUGGUCUGGCUGUGGGUUUGGAUCCUCAGGGUUAUGGAAACCCUGACUUCUGCUGGCUCUCUGUUAAUGACACUCUCAUCUGGAGCAUCACUGGACCUAUCUCCACAGUAGUGCUGAUGAACAUAGUUCUGAUUGUGCUGGCAGCAAAAGCUUCAUGUGGACGGAGGCAGCGAACAGAGAAGUCAGGGGCAAUCUCUGCUUUACGAGUGGCCUUCCUCCUCCUAUUGCUCAUCAGUGCCACCUGGCUGCUAGGUCUAAUGGCAGUCAAUAGUGAUGUGCUGUCCUUCCACUACCUCUUUGCCAUUCUCAGCUGCCUACAGGGUAUUUGCAUCUUCUUUUUCCACUGUGUUUUCAACAAAGAUGUGAGAAGAAACUUGAAAAGUGUCUUUACAGGGAAGAAAGUGCCAGUUGAUGAGCCCAGUACAACACAAGCUACUUUACUCACUCGUUCUCUGAAUGGUGACGCCUUCACAGAAGAUGGAGGUUUGUACCGCACCACCAUUGGAGAGUCCACUGUUUCUCUGGAGAGAUCUGUUAGCUCAGCCAAAAGCCACGGCAGCAGCUACCUCGCUUGCACACUCAGGGAGAAGAAGAAACGUAGCGUGUCCUCUAACGGUGGAAAAGUGGGAUGUGAUGAAGGAGACUCAACACUCUUCUUUCAGAGUAAAAAGGCAGAAGACUCUGAUUCAGACAGUGAGCUCUCUGUGGAUGAGCACAGCAGCUCGUUUGCCUCCUCCCACUCCUCGGACAGUGAGGAUGAGGCCAGACACUCCAAGACCAAGUGGAAUAAUGAGAGAACGCCCACCCACAGCAUGCCCAAAGUCAAUGCAGUGUCCAGUCGUGGGAAGCCAUACUGGCUGGAGGAGCCGCCCACAGCCAGUGAAAGUGAGGAUACGGGUGUUCCAGAGACAUUGCGUGUGGAGACGAAAGUGAAUGCAGAACUUCAUCAGGGGAAUAAGUUAAAUCACAAUGGAGACGUGUCUCAGAGUGAGAGUUCACAUAGUCAACCAAACAGCAACCAGCUACCCAGGAGAGGCAUUUUAAAGAACAAGAUCACAUAUCCUCCUCCACUGACAGACAAAAACAUGAAGAACCGCUUAAGGGAGAAACUUAGUGACUACAACCCACCCCAGAUCCCUCGUAAGGGCUCAUCGGGUGGGUUAAAUGAAGCGGUUCGCUCAGGAACUGAGGCCAAGAGCACUGUCAUCAAACCGCCGGCACUGAACGGGAUCACUGUGGAACUGGGAACGAGCCCCGUCGCUUUAGUGGAUGAAGACUUUGAUUCAGAUGGAAGCAAUGAAACUUCAAUUUGACCUUGAAUUGGAAGCUCAUGAAUUGGAAAUAAUUUAUAGGACAAGUGACAACUCCAGUAUUAAUCCACAAUAUGGUCCUGCCCUGAAGAAAAAGUGACAGUUGUCCAGCUAUUGUUUUUACUAUUUAUAAAGGUGUUAGUGUUACCCAAGAGGAGGCUACACAGAAGUUGAGCUGGACAAGGACAGAAAAGUUUUCUUCUGUAAGAAUGUCACAUUGGAUGGACUUGGAUGGCAUAGUUGCCAUCAAAAUGUAAUGGCUUCAAGUUUAGACUAUCUUUUGGACAGAACAGUUGAUCUGGAGCAACAGUGUGGUAAACAAAGACAGUAAAUUUGCACCUGUGUAGUUCCCCUCGGACUUCAUCAUAACAUUAUGACUUUUGAUAUGUAAGUAGUGUUUAUAAUGCAUUUUGUAUUUUAGAUGUUAAUAGGGUUAUUUGUUAAUUGUAAAUUAGGAUUUAAUGCCAAAAUGAAAUAUUUAUGUUUAUGACUUUUGUUUACUGUGAUAUUUCUAUAGCACUGUUUUGAGUGUUGAUGUGUUUAUAUUGUUUUUAUUUUUCAGAACUAGCAUAGUUGUAGCUUUAUUUGUAAUAUGUUUAGUCGGAAGUAGUUUGUUUACCACACUUGACCUGCUUGUCCAAUUAAGAUAUUUUCUUGUUUUUCCCUUGAAAAUUGAGCGGAAUUAUUAGUGUUGAGAUGUCCAUUGUUCACAUUGUCAAUCGGACUGGUGGAUCAAUUGUAUUUGUUUUACAAUGAUUACCAAUGGCAGUAUUUUUAUAUAUGUUUCAGCAUACCUUAAUGUCUUACUGCCAGUGCUGUACAUAAAAAAGCAGUGGUUUUUUUACGUUUGCUCUGAUCUAAAUUACCAAUAGAGACUCAAGAUUCCAAAAGUGCCUGUCAACACAAUACUGCUCUGCCAAACCUAUUGUGUUAAUAAUAUACGUGUACUCAUUGACAAAUUCAGGGACCCAUUCUUUUGUUUAUUGUAGUGCUAACUGUAAAAAUCUAACUAUGUGUAGCUGAUGUCAGGCCAGUAACUAUGUAAACUGUAUAAACUAAUAGAGAUUAGAAGCAUUUAGCAUCAGUAGUCUGUUUGUAUCCAUGAAAUACCUCCAUUGCUUGUCAAUACUCAUAGAUAUUAGAUACCAGAAUGUAAAGAUAAGGUAUUUAUAUUCUUACUAUCGGCACUGAUAAUACAUUUGAACACUGUAAAUAAA